AUGCCUUCCAUCAACUCGAACAACGGAAACCCCGGCUCUACUGACGACAAGCCUUCCGCUCCUGUCUUCUUUGGACCAGAGCGCCCUCCUCAUGGGCCUGCUUCACAGGCGGCAGCAGACGCCGCGCAGGCCUCAAAGGAGAAGGAAGAGGACCCUCUUGUCGUGAAGGAAGACGACCCUCUUUGCGUCGCACUCCGGGAAAUGAUGAAAUCAGGAGGGAUGGGCCCGGGGGGUUUCGUUGUGGGAGUCUAG
Fusarium sp. VM40 is the source of this 252-nucleotide messenger RNA. NCBI's taxonomy places the organism in Eukaryota, Fungi, Ascomycota, Sordariomycetes, Hypocreales, Nectriaceae. The record is from the annotation of a GenBank genome assembly.